Esox lucius (northern pike) is the source of this 629-nucleotide messenger RNA. RefSeq lists its product as uncharacterized. The coding region runs from base 1 to 540 and encodes 179 amino acids. The record is from RefSeq and is a predicted model, not a curated record. Lineage: Eukaryota; Metazoa; Chordata; Actinopteri; Esociformes; Esocidae. The transcript has 3 exons.
AUGGGAGAAGAGAGCAACCCAACUGCACGGCCCCAGAAGCCUCAUCUCCAGGAGCGGAGCAGUGGAGAGCCACGCAGCCCAACAGACCCGGCCAGCCUGAAGAACUUGGUACGCGCCGAGCUGCAAUGGGACAUACCCAUGAGCGUUCCGCUGCCCAUCGAGGUCAUCAGCGCUGACCAGCCUUUCCCGUUCCUGGACACCACGCUAGCGGACCUCGGCAUCGAAGAGUCCGCGGUGAAGGAGCGAGUGGUGUGGGUGGACACCAAGCGGACCCAGGUGAAGAACAAGGCAGGCAAACUGAAGGAGAAGGAGAUCACCAUCCUGGAGGUGCGUGUCAAAGCCCAGGUCCCAGGGGAUAAAAAGACCCAGGAGGUCCUGUACAGCACUGAGUCUCAUACCGACCGCUCCUUCUGCCGAACCGGAAUGGACAUCCUGCCCUGGAAAGUCCACACAAAGACAGAGAAUAGCUUGCAGCCCAUGGAGAUGACCAUGGCCUUGGAAAUUGAGUCCCAGCCCAAACAGGAGAUUCGAGAGGUGUGAAGAAAACAAUUGGGAUUACCGCGGGCAACAGCAACAACCCCAAUAUUCAGUGCAACGGAUCAAGCAGCAGGCUUUUGGAUAAAAAAAAA